Molecule: messenger RNA, 1624 nt
Organism: Centruroides sculpturatus (bark scorpion)
Lineage: Eukaryota; Metazoa; Arthropoda; Arachnida; Scorpiones; Buthidae
Exons: 4
Coding region: 233-766 (177 amino acids)
Source: RefSeq, a predicted model, not a curated record
AAGAAUAAAUAAAUAAAAAGGACGGUUCGCAUCGGUCAAGUGUUCUCCAAUUAUUAGCUUGUAGCACUGUACAGAACAGUCUGUAAAUAUAAGUGAAAUUUUUCUUGUUUAUUGAGAUGGCGCUGAUUCAUAAAAUUCUCUUCGUUUGUUUACGUUUUCAGUAGAUAAAUGUUUUGCGUGGAAAUAUUUAUACUUUCGCCAAUAUUCAAUCGAUAAAGCAGAUUUAUUCAUAAUGAAUUCUAUUAAUUGUAAGAAUUUAAUAUUUCUCGUUUUCUUGUUCACUGUAAGUGAAGCAUUUGGUGUCUACAAUUAUUCAAUAUUUACUUUUGAUGAAACUGGAUGCAGCUGUUAUAAAUAUACUUGUGGCUGUUGUGCCCAUUUAGAAGUACCAAAGACUUAUUUGAAUGAUACAGGUUGUGUAAAUCUCACUUAUCUUCCAAAUGAUUAUGGAUUAUCAUUUACUGUCACUAUUGAUAACAAAACCAUUUACAAUGAAACCAUUUCAGUUCACAAUCCACCACCAAUUUGUUUUCGAGCACCACAUCUAAAGAAGUAUACAGACGUUUGCAUUCGAUUUUAUGAUCUACAAGUUUCUAAACAUAAGUUACAUGGCUGCGUAGAACUGGAAGCUCGGCUUCACGAGGUGAUCUUAGCAACAUAUAAAUUGGGUUGUUUUAAUUUAGGGCAUGGUUCUUUUUCACUACCAAAAAAACCAUCCAGGAAAAAGACUAUUUUCGUUCCAAAAAUUUCUAAACUUAUGCUAUAAAGUAUAUAUUUGAGAAUCAAGAAACAACAAUAUACUGUAGAUUUCUCAUAUUAGUUUAUAUAUAUAUUGUUUAAUUAUGUUUAAUGUAAAAUAAUAAUUCAUUGUAAUUGUAAAAGCAAAUAAUGAAGAUAGUCUUGAUUACAUGAAAUUACUCUACAGAUUACAAAAUAUUGAAUAUGAUCAUCAAAAGUUUUUAAAUAUUUUUAUUUGGAAUGAUUAUACUUUUUCUUCACAAGUUAUUUUUGAUUGGAUGACAAUCAUUAUUUUUUAAAAUAUCUAUUGCGUUGUAGGAUUCUAGUCAACUUAAAUGGUUGAAUUAAUAUUAAAAUGAUCUGAUAAUUCAGACUUAAAUAAGUAAAUAAAUAUUGAAUAAAUAAAGCAUCAAUAUAUGAUGUGAUAAUUCAUAAAUUUUAGUAAAAAGUACAGUUUAAAAGAGAAUAUCCAUCCUCUUUUAAUUUACAAGCAGUUAAUUCUGAGAAAACCACUUAAGUUAGAUUUAUAUAGUUUAGUUGUAGUGAAAUUGAAAUGAAUUUUUUUGAGUUUUUAGUACAAAUAAGUUGUAAAAAGUGAAAGGAAUUUAAUAUAAAUGAAGAUGCUUUUAUGAUUGAAAUGACAUUUUAUAUUUCUGAAGUUAAUAAAUUAUAUUGUAUCACUUCAUUAUGUUGAAAUGUGUUAAUAUACUCAAUAUUUUUUUAGAAAAUUGUUUUAUUACAAAAUAUUUUUAUUUGUAACACUUUUAAUCAGUACAGAUUGAUUGUAGUAAUACUGCAAAUAGGAAACUAAUAGUGAUUGUAUUUUUUUAUUUUUAUAUAUUUUUAUAUUAAUUAAUGAUAAAUGAAAACAUUAUACUCAAAUUCA